Penicillium egyptiacum is the source of this 1200-nucleotide messenger RNA. The record is from the annotation of a GenBank genome assembly. Lineage: Eukaryota; Fungi; Ascomycota; Eurotiomycetes; Eurotiales; Aspergillaceae.
AUGGCCGCUCAAGUCACUCCCUCCAAGCAGGCUGCCUCCUCGCUCGAGAACCUCAAGAUGAGCGAUUCACCUGUUAAGAAGCUCGACUUCCAGUCGGUUGGCAAGGAGAACGCGUCUCUCAAGCCCGUCGACACCCCCAUUGAGAAGCCCACCGAGAAGGCUGCGGACAAGCCUCUUACCAUUAAAGAACUUGAAGCCACAGAGCCCCUCCUCCAGGAGAACCCCCACCGUUUUGUCAUGUUCCCUAUCAAGUACCACGAAAUCUGGCAAAUGUACAAGAAGGCCGAGGCCUCUUUCUGGACUGCUGAGGAGAUUGAUCUCUCUAAAGAUCUUCACGACUGGCACAACCGCCUGAACGAUGAUGAGCGUUACUUCAUCUCCCACGUCCUGGCUUUCUUCGCAGCCUCCGACGGUAUCGUCAACGAGAACCUUGUUGAGCGUUUCAGUGGAGAGGUCCAGAUUCCCGAGGCCCGUUGCUUCUACGGCUUCCAGAUCAUGAUGGAGAACAUCCACUCCGAGACCUACUCCCUGCUCAUCGACACCUAUAUCAAGGAGCCCAAGCAGCGUACCUACCUCUUUGAUGCCAUUGACACUAUUCCCUGCAUUACCAAGAAGGCCAACUGGGCCAUCCGCUGGAUCAACGACCGUGAGUCAACAUUCGCUUCGCGUCUGGUUGCCUUCGCCGCAGUCGAGGGUAUCUUCUUCUCUGGCUCAUUCGCCUCCAUCUUCUGGCUGAAGAAGCGUGGCCUGAUGCCUGGUCUCACUUUCUCCAACGAGCUGAUCUCUCGCGACGAGGGUCUCCACACUGACUUCGCUUGUCUGCUGUUCUCCCACAUGAACCACCGCCCCGACCCCAAGAUUGUUGAGGAAAUCAUUGUCGAGGCCGUUGGAAUUGAGCAGGAGUUCCUGACUGAUGCUCUUCCUUGUGGCCUGCUUGGCAUGAACUCCAAGCUGAUGUGCGAGUACAUUGAGUUCGUCGCUGACCGCCUGCUGGUGGCCCUCGGCAACAAGAAGUACUACAACGCUGUCAAUCCUUUCGACUUCAUGGAGUCCAUCUCUCUCGCUGGCAAGACCAACUUCUUCGAGAAGCGUGUCGGUGACUACCAAAAGGCUGGUGUCAUGGCCAGCACCAAGCAGGAGGUCAACGCUGAGGGUGAGAAGGUCGAAAGCGGCGGUCUCAACUUCGAUGAGGACUUCUAG